This is a messenger RNA of Maniola jurtina (meadow brown), 2687 nucleotides long. Its product is annotated as zinc finger BED domain-containing protein 5-like. Bases 495 to 2570 code for a protein of 691 amino acids. The record is from RefSeq and is a predicted model, not a curated record. NCBI's taxonomy places the organism in Eukaryota, Metazoa, Arthropoda, Insecta, Lepidoptera, Nymphalidae. The transcript has 3 exons.
AGCGGUUCCCAAAAGGUGUUCCGCGGAACCCUGAGGUUCCGUGAAAGACCCUCAGGGGUUCCGCGAAAAUUCAAGAUUUCCAUAUUGUAAAUCGUUUCACUUGUGAUAAUAUUAAAUUGACGUAAUUUAUUAUUCAUUUUCAAUCAACUUGUUUUAAAAUAUUGCAUUCCAAAAUUCCAUUUAGGCGCCAUGUAGGUAGGUAGGUACGCUGUGCGUGUCACGUGUCGCGUCGCCCGGUCGCGCCGCUCGUCGUCCUCCCACCGCCCGCGCCGCUCGUCGUCCUCCCGCCGCCCGCGCCGUUCGUCGCUCUCCCGCCGCCCGCGGCAUACCGCGGCAGCUUGCGACCAUUCAGUUGAGUCAAUACGAUUACUAGGACUGCACGUGAUCAAGUUUUUGAUACCAAAUUUUAAAACUCGAAAAUAAGCUAAGAAUAAAUUCCGUACCUAGAUAGUGAUUGUUUAUAGUUUUACGAGCACUGUUUUAAGCAGUUCACGAUGGAUAAAUGGCUAAAACCUGGGAUUGCUAAGGGGAAACGUGGUGCUAGCUUUGUGGACAGUAAUGUUAAUACUUAUCAAUCUAAUCAAGCUUUUGACCAAGUCUCAUCUUCACCAGAAGGAGAGACAAUUGAAAAAAAAACGGAAAUUACCAGUGGUGCUAGUUGUUCAGGUAUUGGUACGGAAGACACUUUUGUUGAACAAAAUCAGCAAAACACAGUGAUACCAUCUACUACCGACCAUACUGAACGUCAAGCGGGAAUAUCUUCAAAAAAGAGAAAAUAUGAUGAGUCCUAUCUGUCCUAUGGAUUUAUACCGAUAGGGAAUGCUGAAAAUCCUGAUGGAAAAUGUGUUGUUUGCAGCAAGAUUUUGUUGAAUAGCUCCCUGGCACCUGCAAAGCUUAAGCGUCACCUUGAUACUAAUCAUCCUCACCUCAAAAAUAAAAACAUUAGUUUUUUUGAAAGACAAAGAGAUGUACAUCAAGCAGGUGUGACCGCUUUACAAAAAUAUGCAAAAACUGAUAAUGAAAACGCCACGAAAGCCUCAUUCAUGCUAAGUUAUAAGAUUGCACGAGCUGGAAAACCUCACACAAUAGCCGAGGAUUUUUUGAAACCAUGCAUGACUGAAGUUGUUGCCUGCUUGCUUGGAGAGGAUUCAGCUAAGAAAGUGGCAACGGUACAGUGUUCGAACAACAUCGUAUCUGACCGUAUUCAUAAGAUUUCAGACCACAUUGAAGAUGAAUUGAUUGAUAGAUUGAAAGAGAGCAAUGCAUUUGCAAUGCAACUGGACGAAAGUACGGAUGUUGCCGGACUAGCAAUACUGCUAGUUUUUGUCAGAUAUCCAUACAGAGAAUCUAUCGAAGAAGAUUUGUUUCUCUGUGCUCCUUUGGAGGCCAAUACAACUGGAGAAGAAAUUUUUAAAGUUAUUGAUGAAUACAUGAAAAAAAACAAAAUUGAUUGGAAUAAAUGUAUUGAUGUAUGCAGCGAUGGAGCUGCAGCCAUGAUUGGUAAAGUAAAAGGAACAGUGUCAAGAAUUAAAACUGUUGCGCAAAAUUGUACUAGCAGUCAUUGUAUUUUACAUCGUCAUGCUCUUGCCGUGAAAAGAGUGCCAUCUGAUUUAAAACAAGUCCUUGAUCAAGCCGUACAAAUCGUCAAUUUUGUGAAAACACGUCCACUGCAGUCAAGGCUAUUCAAAAAAACGUGUGAAGACAUGAAAAGUCAGCAUCAAUCACUCCUUCUACACACGGAAGUGAGGUGGCUUUCCAGAGGAAGGGUUUUAAACAGAUUAUAUGAAUUGCGCGAUGAACUGAAAGUUUUCUUACAGACCCUUCCUUCGCCUGCAAGUGCUAGCUAUCUUGAACUGUUACGAGACGAGCGAUGGUUGAUGAGAUUGGCUUAUUUGGCUGACAUAUUUGAUAAACUGAACACAGUGAGCAGCUCUUUGCAGGGAAGAAUGAUAACCAUAUUUACAGUGAGUGACAAAGUAUCUUCAUUGAAAGAGAAAAUCGCCUUGUGGAUUGAAUGUCUUGGACAAAAAAGGUAUGAGUGUUUUCCACUACUUGAGCAAUUUCUCAAAAAAUAUAAUCAUCUUCAAAUCGCUACAGACGUAGAGAUAAGUAUACGUGAACAUUUGACAAACCUAAAAACAUCUUUGGAGGAAUAUUUUCCAGAAGAAAAGCUUCGGUUACGGGAAAUCGAAUGGGUCCGAAAUCCAUUUAGGAUUAGUACCAAACCUUUAACACUGACUGUAUUGGAAUAUGAAAAUUUAAUUGAUAUUAAAAAUUCAUCCACACUCCAACAACUUUUCGAAUCUGAAGCUAUCAUGAACCCGAGUCAAUUUUGGAUUGGCCUGAAAAACGAAUACCCGGGCAUUGCUGAAAAAGCUAUCAUAGCAUUACUCCCAUUUGUGACAACUUACAGAUGCGAGGCUGGGUUUUCAGCGUACGCCUACACGAAAAAUAAGUUUAGGAGUAGGUUGAAUGCUGCACCAGACCUCCGCAUCCAAUUGUCGGACAUAAAACCUGACUUCGAUGUAAUUUUAAGGAAAACUAUGAAGAGAUUUCAUUCAUCACAUUAAAAUUUUUGUAAUUACCUUUUCUUCUAACUAAGUAAAUAUUUUUAUCUUAAAAAGUCUUUCUCUUAACAUCAAACUUUGCGGACACCAAUCCAAAAAGCCUCAGAUGGUGUGAUUUCA